Fomitopsis serialis is the source of this 699-nucleotide messenger RNA. RefSeq lists its product as uncharacterized. The transcript is spliced from 3 exons. The record is from RefSeq and is a predicted model, not a curated record. Lineage: Eukaryota; Fungi; Basidiomycota; Agaricomycetes; Polyporales; Fomitopsidaceae. The coding region runs from base 120 to 419 and encodes 99 amino acids.
GGAGCAAACGCCUUGCUCAGCAAACUCACACAAGUCUCGUAGAUCGGCUAUCUCCGAUCGAGGCUCCCGAAUCCCGAUCAAGGAUCCCAAGCUGCUGCCUUUUGAGCUCGACUGCGAACAUGGCAUCUGCACUCACUGUCUCGUACGAACUACAUCCUCCGUCUGAGACCCCUGCCGAAGGACUGCAAACGCAAAAGACACAUAAGAGCGGCAAAGAUUACUAUGAAAGCCUGAGGAAGGCGGUCGCUGAGGCGAAGAGCGUGCUUGGAGAAGAGCUGACCGCCUGGAGAGAUGCGGUCGGGACAAGAGAGCAGACGAAGGAAAGUAAGCUGCCAAAAAAGGACGAGGAGGACGAGGAGGACGAAGAGCAGGAAGAGCAGUUGAACCAGCUGGACAGUUAUACGUGUAUACUAGUGUAGGUGACUCUACCGCCCCAUACGCUUCUCCUUGCCCCGAGGCCUCUCGUGAACAACCAGCUUGUUGCUGUUCUUGGGACCCUUAGGACCGGUUGCGCGUCCGCACGCCCUUCGAUACCCAACCCCAAAUCGACCGCGGUUGCUUGUUACCCUUGGACUUUCCACGACCUCCUCCGUGAGGGUGAUCACACCUGCGAAAGUAUGAGAAAGAUCAUUGAUGAGAACACGCGUGAGCGUACCUGUUCAUAGCCAUACCACGGACGUGAGGUCUACGGCCCAACCA